Homalodisca vitripennis (glassy-winged sharpshooter) is the source of this 932-nucleotide messenger RNA. RefSeq names its product THO complex subunit 5 homolog. Lineage: Eukaryota; Metazoa; Arthropoda; Insecta; Hemiptera; Cicadellidae. The annotation marks the transcript as partial. The record is from RefSeq and is a predicted model, not a curated record. The transcript is spliced from 6 exons. Gene Ontology annotation, molecular function: mRNA binding. Gene Ontology annotation, biological process: positive regulation of DNA-templated transcription, elongation; mRNA export from nucleus. Gene Ontology annotation, cellular component: THO complex part of transcription export complex.
ACAAGAUAACCAGUAUCAGUCUGGAGUUCUCCUACUUGGUGCAGUUACAUGUUGUAACGGUCAAGCCCACUAUUAAACUUCCUCCUCAAGUUCCAAUCAAUCCUAACAGUUCAGCCAGCAAGCUGCUCGACAGUGAUCAUAUCCUGACAGAAUUGUACCCUGAAGACCACGGAGAUUCAAGCCCCAACACGGCGAACAUCUACCAGCUCAAACAGGUGGGUAUCGACAGUUUCAAUUCAGCGCAGCUGGGACUAGCAUACGUUUGGGCGCAGCGCAUGGCUGGUCUCAACUUUGCCUUAAGUACUGGAGGGGAGAGGUCUGUGGCGCCCAGCCAGCAGGUCAGCCAACUGUUUUUACCAGAAGCUAUAAAGGCUAUCAAGCGUCGGCUGCAAGCCCGAAUUUCCCUCUGUAUCCAGCUGCAGGCGUUAGAGGGUGGGAAACUCCCGAACAUCCCCGAGGUGAGGUCGUGUUUCCCCCAGAAGCUGCUAACGGAGUUAACCCACUGGAGUGGACUGAGCUGGACUGCUUACCAAGCAUUGGGCUUCACACAGCAGCAGAUCACCAGGUGCUGUGUCUCAGAACGGGACAGGUUUUACAAGGGCACCCUCACCAGAGACAAUGCUCGUCUGACUAUGGCCGUUGCCAUCAAGAACAGCUAUCCACAGUUGCCACCCGUGUUCUCAUUACAAGCUGCCUAUGAGAACAGGACCAUCCAGGCUACAAAUAAUGAUUCUAUUCGGGAUAUAGAGCGUGAGGUUAAUGGCUACUUCAUAGAGCUUAUAAAGAAGACAAAGUCAGGACACAAUCUGCUCACUGCGCAGAUUUUGCGUCUAAUUACAAACUUUGACAUUCUCCUGGAAGCUUCUUCCAAUCAGGAUUUUCCAAGAGACAAGAUAUUUGUCCAGUCCAACAGGUAAAUGACUGACAGGCUA